GGCUCAUUUGCAAUUGAAUUCAGCUACUAUUGAAUGUUUAUCACCCUAAAUCAUGUGGUUGUUGGUUUUUCUGGUGAUUUUAGUGGUGGGUUUGCCUGUUCAAGGCCAAUUGAGAAAUGGGUUUUAUGCCUUUCCAUGUCCACAGGCUGAGGCUAUAGUCAGGUCCACUGUUGAAGCACACUUCCAAAAGGAUCCAACCAUUGCAGCUGGAUUGCUGAGGCUUCAUUUCCAUGACUGCUUUGUUCAGGGCUGUGAUGGCUCAGUGUUAAUUACAGGGUCUUCUGCAGAGAGAAAUGCAUUGCCAAACCUAGGACUAAGAGGAUUUGAAGUGAUUGACGAUGCUAAAUCACAGUUAGAGGCGUCGUGCCCUGGUGUGGUCUCCUGUGCUGACAUACUAGCUCUGGCUGCCCGUGAUGCUGUAGACUUGAGUGAUGGUCCGAGUUGGGCAGUCCCAACUGGUAGAAAAGAUGGUAGAAUCUCAUCAUCCUCCCAUGCCUCAAAUUUGCCUUCACCUCUUGAUUCCAUCGCCACUCAGAAACAAAAAUUUGCAGCAAAAGGCCUUGACGAUCACGAUCUCGUAACCUUAGUAGGGGCACAUACCAUAGGCCAAACGGACUGCAUAUUCUUCAGAUAUCGGCUAUAUAAUUUCACAACAACAGGCAAUGCAGACCCAACAAUAAACCAAUCAUUCCUGAGACAACUCCAAGCCCUUUGUCCCCAAAAUGGAGAUGGGUCGAAAAAGGUUGCAUUAGACAAAGACAGCCAGACAAAAUUCGAUGCAAGCUUUUUUAAGAAUGUAAGAGAUGGUAAUGGAGUUUUGGAGUCUGAUCAGAGACUUUGGGAUGAUGCUUCUACCCAUAAUAUUGUCCAAAAUUAUGCUGGCGACAUUAGAGGAUUACUUGGGUUUAGGUUUGAUUUCGACUUCUCUAAAGCUAUGAUUAAAAUGAGUAGCAUUGAAGUCAAGACUGGAUCAGAUGGAGAUAUCAGAAAGGUUUGCUCUAAGUUCAAUUGAGAUCAUUAAUUGUAAGAUAAAUAAAUAAUUUAUAAAAAUUAUGUCUUCUGAUGUGUCUUAUAUUUGUAAAUUCCACAUAUAAUAAAUUUAGAAAUAAUUUAAAUUA
Molecule: messenger RNA, 1118 nt
Organism: Hevea brasiliensis (rubber tree)
Lineage: Eukaryota; Viridiplantae; Streptophyta; Magnoliopsida; Malpighiales; Euphorbiaceae
Product: peroxidase 25-like
Exons: 4
Coding region: 53-1012 (319 amino acids)
Biological process (GO): hydrogen peroxide catabolic process; response to oxidative stress
Cellular component (GO): plant-type cell wall; plasmodesma
Molecular function (GO): heme binding; peroxidase activity
Source: RefSeq, a predicted model, not a curated record